GUGAGCGGUUAAGAGGCGCCUCUUGCUGAUUUUCAGGACUCUGGGAGAAUGACGGUUUUGUGCGCAGGUUUUCCCCGGGCCUGGCCGGAGUGUCGGCUUCCAUACCCACCCUCCAAACCCCAACCUGUCAUGAGCCUUCUCUCCCGAGGCGGUAAGGUGUGAGCGGUAUUGAGGAGUUAGUGAGGGUGGCCCGACCCGGUUAAUGAUGGGGGCGGGAGAGGAGGGAUCAGCCUCCACCCCUACACUUUCUGCUCGCGUAGAGGAGGGAUCGGCGCCUUGAAGCCUGAGGAGUCAGCGGCAUCGUGGUGCUCUCGGGCGAGGUAUUUUGUGCUCACACGAGGAAUCUUAGGGAACAAAAGCGGGGAAGGGCGCUCACGGAAGUGAGGAGAUUUUAAUGCCUACGCUCAGUACAUCUAGUGUUUACUGGGAGGUGAAGAUAUGCUUAAGGAAAGGGAAUCUGGUGUUCUUGCCCUACAGUGGUCCUCAUGGGCGUUGGGCUCAUAUUGGAAUAUAAUUACUUGAAAAGUACCAUGAUGCAAAAUGGUUUGCUCUAAUCAGUACUCUUUAAGCAAUUUACCAGCUGAAUAACAACGUGAUACAUGGUGAAGAGUGGAUAACGACUCUUGAUACUGGAGUUUGGAUCAGGGUUAGUUCUGUGACCGCGUCUUUAAUUGCAUUCCCAUCAUGAAAGAUUUGACACAAGUCUUUGUUUGUUAUUUUGUCCUGCCACUGCUCCGUUUGACCCAGAGCCACAGUCUCUUCAUUUGCGAACCCAUAACCAUUCACCGGUGUGAAGGCCUGCCGUACAACAUGACAUUUUUUCCCAAUAAAUUGGACCACUUUGAUCAGAACACUGCUGCAGUUGCAAUGGGGCCUUUUCUUCCACUUAUGAAUCUGCAAUGUUCACCAAAUGUGAAAAUGUUCCUGUGCAGUGCAUUUGUGCCGGCUUGUACAGAAAAACUGCAGAUCGUCCCUCCCUGUAGAAAACUUUGUGAGGAAGUUCUUCGGGACUGUGAAAAACUCAUUCAGACAUUUGGUAUUGCUUGGCCAGAGGAGUUGCUGUGUGAUCAGUUAGAAGAUUGUGUUGAUGGCCAGCAGUCGUCUUCAGUAGCUCCAACUUCAAGAUCGAUAACAGAGAAGACUUCACAAACAAUAGUGAAAGAUUAUGGGUUUUGGUGUCCACAGCCCCUGAAGACCCCUACUGGGCAUGGCAGUUCAUUUCUUGGUGUAGAUGACUGUUUACCACCAUGCCCCAACAUGUACUUCAAAGAAGAUGAACUAAGCUUUGCCAAAUGUUUCAUUGGAGUUGUUUCCAUCUUUUGUCUAUGUGCAACUCUCUUUACAUUCCUGACUUUCCUUAUCGAUGUUCGACGAUUUCGGUACCCUGAGCGGCCAAUCAUUUUCUAUGCGGUAUGCUACAGCAUAGUAUCUCUCAUGUAUUUUGUGGGUUUUGUUGCUGGUAAUAACAUAGUGUGCAACAAGGCAGAUGAGAAACUGGGAGCCAUGGAAACAGUUGUUAUAGGAGCACAGAGCAAAGGAUGUACCAUCCUUUUCAUGUUAUUAUACUUCUUUACCAUGGCAGGCACUGUUUGGUGGGUAAUCCUGACCAUAACGUGGUUUCUUGCAGCAGGACUGAAGUGGAGUUGUGAAGCUAUUGAACAGAAAGCAUUGUGGUACCAUUCUGUUGCCUGGGGAAUACCUGGGAUAUUCACAAUAAUGCUGCUUGCCUUGAACAAAGUGGAAGGUGACAAUAUCAGUGGUGUGUGCUUUGUCGGGCUAUAUGACUUGAAUGCUUUGCGCUAUUUUAUCUUGACACCAUUAUGCCUCUGUGUGGUGGUGGGAUUGUCCCUUCUGUUGGCAGGAAUUAUUUCCUUGAAUCACGUGCGACAGGUUAUCCAACAUGAUGGACGAAACCAAGAGAAACUGAAGAAAUUCAUGAUUCGAAUUGGAGUUUUUAGUGGCCUGUACUUGGUGCCUCUAGUUGGGCUUCUGGGAUGCUAUAUUUAUGAGCAAACCCUUCGGACAACUUGGGAAACAACAUGGGUUCAUGAUUACUGUCAAGAUUAUCCCAUUCCAUGCCCCAAUCAGGUGGAGACCUUGAUCAGGCCUGACCUGUCUCUCUUCAUGAUGAAAUACUUGAUGACUCUAAUUGUUGGUAUACCAGCAGUUUUCUGGGUUGGCAGUAGAAAGACAUGUUCUGAAUGGGCCAAUUUCUUUCACAGUGCCCGCAAGAGAGACCCAAUUACUGAAAGUCGGAGAGUGUUGCAAGAGUCCUGUGAAUUUUUCUUGAAGCACAAUUCUAAAGUUCAGCACAAGAAGAAACACAAGUCAAGUUCCCAUAAACUCAGGGUAAUCUCUAAAUCUAUGGGGACAUCUACCACAGGCAUGGUAAAUCAUGGCACAUCAACUUUGCCUGCAACCAAUUAUGAAUCAUUUGGUGAAGGGACAUUUUCUGAGGCUAAACCUUUUCUUGAAAUCAGUGAACAUGAUGCUUUCCUCCCUGCUAUCCCUUCUGCAUUGAACACAUCCACCGGCGAGCAAGCUUCUCUCCAUUUAUCUGGACACGGGGUGUCUGCUGAUAUUCUAGAGAAAAGGAGUAAAGGAGGAAGCAUAUCUGGCAGAAUAAGCAACCAGUCUGAAGGCUUGCAGUGUGUUCCAGAUGGACGAUUAACAUCAAGAGAUGACUACACUGAGGAGCAGACAAUACAAUCAAGCUGUGUCCUCGUGCCCCACUAUCCACAGUCCAGUAGCAGCAAGAGCUCUGCUUCUCUCCUUGUGCACACGUUGGUAGAUAUCACCAAAUUUGAAGACCCUGAGAAUGGUGACUCAAAUACCUGACCAUGUUGGAUUGUUAUAUUUGGUGGCUUUACAUGUCUGAGCAUUUGGACUGUGGCCCAUGCUUUGUGAAAUUGGCGUCAAUAACAUUUCAUUUUAUGAGUUAGUUUUUUCUUUAGUUUUAGAGAGAAAAUUUAAAUGCACUACAGAUAACAGUCUUAAAUAGUUUGAAGUUGAAAACUAAUCUGAAAGUUCAACUUGGACAGUCACUACAAAUAUCAGAGGAACAUUUUUUCAUACUUCCCCAGGCAAAGUUUUUUUGAUACUGUAAAAUAUCAUGUGGUGAUCCUAGUUUUGUAUUGGUGCUUAUGGGGGUGGGAGGGGGAGAAAUUGAGCUCAGUCAAUAUUAUCUUUAUUUUUAUGCUUUAUAAGGUAGGCAGUGGCAGCCACGAUUCUCUGUGGUAUCUUCUUCUAUUCAGUCAUACACACACUCAUUUAUGUUAUUUUACCUUGCAUAGUGGUCGUGUACUUAUGAAAUCUCUAGUGCAGCUUGAAAUAAUGAUAAAUAAGGUGUAACUACUGCUGCUGUUUUGUAUCUGUUUCUGAUAACUUGUGUGGAAAUUCAAUUAUGCUAGCUAAUUCUACAGGAUUGUGUAUACUCUAUACAGAUUGAAAACAGAGACACCUGGGAGUAUACCUACAUCUUUGAAUGUGUAAUAUGGCCAUUUUUAGAAGUCUGUUAGAUUGAUCCUUAGCUUUAUCAAUAGAGACUGAGGACCAAAGCAAGGAAAACAUCCCAACCAAGUUACUUCGGCCUCAUCCGGAGUAUUGUAGAUACUGUGCUACUACACUUCUUAGGAAGAAUGACAAGAUCUUAGAAUGGAUGCAGCAGGAAUUCACCUGCGUAAUACCAAUUAGAAAGGAUUUCACUCAAAUGUAAAUAUUGGAAUACUGGGAUUAUCCUCCCUCACACAGAUAUUUAAGGGAGGAUUUUAAAGACAUUCAGAAUCUUUUUAUAGGAUAAACCAGAAGCAAUUGCUUCUGAUGCCAUAACAAUUGGUAAUCAGAGUGCACAGACUAAAGCAAUUGACAAAAGGACCAGAGGUGACACAAGGGGAAAAAAAAUCGGGAAAGCCUUGCCUGAAAAGGGUAGUGAAAGUAGAUUCAAUAAUCAUUUUCAGAAAGGAAUUAUGUAAAUACUUUAUGCAGAAACCUUCUGGGGCUAUCGGGUAAGAGCAAGGGAUUGAGGUUAAGUAGGUAGUUAUUUGAAAGUGAGCUUCAGGGUAUUAAAAACCGAAAGAACUGUGGAUGCUGUAAAUCAGGAAAAAAGACAGAAGCUGCUGGAAAAGCUGAGCAAAUCUGGCAAUGUCUAUGAAGAAAAGAAUCAGUUAACGUUUUGUGUAUGGUGACCCUCAAUAGUUAUGAGGAAGGGUCACCAGAUGCAAAAAGUUAACUGACGUUUUCUUCACAGAUGCUGCCGGACUUGCUGAGCUUUUCCAGCAACUUCUGUCUCUUUUCCAGGAAUUAAUAUGGAUUACAACCAUCUCGCAUUCUCUACAUUUUAACUCUGGUGUUUCAGUUCAUUUCCACCUAGUUGCCAAUUCUACAAUGUUUUAAAUCUUAGCACAAGGUAAGAAUUAACAUAUAUGUAUUGAUGUACAGGGAGCAGAGUAUGCUACUCAACCCUUUGAGCCUGGUGCUCUAUUUAUUAAGAUCACAGUAGAUCUGAAUUUAACCUCAACUCUACAUUCCUGCAGAUCCCUGAAUUUUUAAUCCUCUUGUAAAUCAUGUAUCUAUCUGCCUCUACCUUUUUACAAGUGUUUAAGAUUCCCUUCUGAGGAAUGGAAGCUCAAAGAAUCUGAAUCCUCUGAAGGAAAGGAUGUUUCCUCAUCUCUGUCAUCUCUCUCAUUUUUAAACAGUGGCACCUAAUUCUAGAUUCUCCCACAAGAGGAAACACCUGGUCAAGUCCCCUCAGGAUCUUAACUGAUACAAUUCAGUCACCUCUGAUUCUUUUAAACACUAGAGGACACCGCCUUCCCUCAAAAGGCAAUCUGCUCAACGCAUGUAUUCGUCAGUAAUUGAUUCUAAGGCAUUAACAUCCUUCCCCUAAGUAUGUGACCAGUACUGCACACAAUAUGCCAGAUGAAGUCUUACCAAUGCCCUGAAUCUGGGCUUGCUGUUAUUUUUGAAUAUUGUGUUUCUAAUCCUAUCACUUGGUCAAGAUUUUGAUUCCGUUUUUAGAUAUUUUUAAGAGGUGCAGUGGACCAGAUGGAUACAAAGUAGGUAUUCGUUAUCACAUGAAUUUUCAAUAUAUAAAGGUAAAGUCACUACAGUCCGGGCUUGCUUCCUUAUCAGAGAGCUGACAUGUGGUGAUUUAACCUGAAGGUCACCAUACCUCAAGUGAGGGGAAAAUGUUGAAAAGUGAGUCCUUCCUGGUAACUGCAGCCAUUAUGGGAAUUGAAACUAGGUAGUUGGCAUUACUUUGUAUUGCAAACCAGAUAUCCAGUCAACUGAGCUAAUCAACUCCAUUUACCUUUUAAAAUAAUGCUUUUAGCAAUGAGGAAAAUUAUUCAGAGCAAAAAACAAUCAGUUAUAAUUAUUUGGUCUGUAACAAACAUAAGACUAUUUCUUCUCUUUCCCACAUUUUCCCUGGUUUGCUGGCUAAAAGUUCACCAGCCUUACCAAUGAUACAUGCCUGGGAAAUAGUUGUUUUAAACAAAGAAAAUUGUGUUUUCUAUAAUGAAAAAUCAUCUAAAACUGUUUAGGUUCAAAUGUUUGAUCUCCCUAUUAGUAGAACCUAAUGUUCCCAGACUGCCUGUUCUGUAGAUCUAAUUUGCACUUGAGUAGGUGGCGUUUUAUCUAGUAAACAGAUGUUUUGGACAAGCCCAUGUCUUAAUUAACAUUGGCAGGAUAUCUGGACUAGUUUGUGAAGUUUUCAUUCCUGCUCCGCUAAGCUAAUGUGGGUAUUUGACUCCAAUAAGCUAAUUUGUCCUGAAAAAAGACCUACAAACUGUGAUUUGCUCAGUAUACCUAAGCAUCAGUUGCUCUGGUAUGGACAGGGUAGCUCUUUGCAUCUUUCCUCUUUUCAUCAGCCAAACACAAAAAAUAUGAGUUAACAAAGUGUGGGGCUGGAUGAACACAGCAGGCC
Molecule: messenger RNA, 5923 nt
Organism: Stegostoma tigrinum
Lineage: Eukaryota; Metazoa; Chordata; Chondrichthyes; Orectolobiformes; Stegostomatidae
Product: frizzled-6-like
Exons: 7
Coding region: 685-2838 (717 amino acids)
Biological process (GO): canonical Wnt signaling pathway; non-canonical Wnt signaling pathway
Cellular component (GO): plasma membrane
Molecular function (GO): Wnt-protein binding; Wnt receptor activity
Source: RefSeq, a predicted model, not a curated record